Messenger RNA from Nerophis lumbriciformis (worm pipefish), 972 nucleotides. The record is from RefSeq and is a predicted model, not a curated record. NCBI's taxonomy places the organism in Eukaryota, Metazoa, Chordata, Actinopteri, Syngnathiformes, Syngnathidae.
AUGGAAUAUGCACAAUUGGAGCCGGUGACUAUCCAGUUUCGGGCUUAUCAACAAGUACAAGACGAUCUCGCUAGCGCCCGCGAGAUGAGCAAAGACCCCGAUCCAGAGAUGCGGGCUAUGGCGCAAGAUGAAAUUAGUGCUAGCGAUGAACAAUUGGCGGAUUUAGAACGCAAACUGCAACUGUUACUGAUCCCCUCUGAUCCUCAUGACAACAGUAAUAUCUUUUUAGAAGUCCGUGCAGGCACGGGUGGUGAUGAGGCGGCGAUUUUCGCUGGGGAUUUAUUUCGUAUGUAUAGCCGCUAUGCCGAAAAUCAAAACUGGCGAGUGGAAAUCUUGAGCGAACACGAAGGCGAACAUGGUGGUUAUAAGGAAAUUAUCGCCAGGAUCAUAGGCCGUGGUGCUUAUUCCAAACUCAAAUUUGAGUCUGGCGCACAUCGAGUGCAACGAGUGCCAGAGACCGAAUCGCAAGGCCGUAUUCAUACUUCAGCAGCCACGGUGGCAAUCAUGCCAGAGAUUGAAGAAGUCGAGCAGGUCGAUAUUAAUACCGGUGAUUUACGCAUUGAUACUUACCGUGCUAGCGGUGCGGGCGGUCAGCAUGUGAAUAAGACCGAUUCGGCGAUUCGUAUUACGCACUUGCCGACGGGAAUUGUGGUGGAGUGUCAGGAUGAGCGUUCCCAGCAUAAAAACCGUGCGCGGGCGAUGUCGUUGUUGCAGGCGAAGUUAUUGACGGCUGAGCAAGAUAAGCAACAAGCCGAACAAGCUCAGGAACGACGUUCCUUGGUCGGUAGUGGUGAUCGCUCGGAACGCAUUCGUACUUAUAACUUUCCACAAGGCCGAGUGACGGAUCAUCGAAUUAAUCUGACACUUUAUAAGCUGGCGGAGGUUAUGGUUGGGGAUUUAGGGCCGAUUAUCGGGCCGUUGACUCAGGAGCAUCAGGCUGAUUUAUUGGGCGGGCUUGGGGACGAGGAUUGA